Molecule: messenger RNA, 363 nt
Organism: Nezara viridula (southern green stink bug)
Lineage: Eukaryota; Metazoa; Arthropoda; Insecta; Hemiptera; Pentatomidae
Source: the annotation of a GenBank genome assembly
AUGAAGAAGCUCGAGAAAGAAUGGUCCUGGAAAACAAGUUACUUCGGAAAGUAUCUGAAUAAAUACAAUGGCAGUUACAUUCCUCCUGGUUGGCGAGAGUGGGGCGGCCUCAUCAUGAACUCGAGGUACUACAAUUAUUCAAUCAACCUCAACGGAAAGAAGAUCAAGCAUGGGGACGAUUAUUUUAAGGACUACUACCCCGACUUGAUCGCCAACGACUCCGUGGCUUUCCUGAGGCAGUCCAAACAGUAUUUCGGCCGCAAACCCGUAAUGCUUGUUCUGGGGUUCCCGGCUCCUCACGGGCCUGAAGAUUCGGCGCCCCAAUACUCCAAGAUGUUCUUCAACAUAACUUCACACCAGUAA